CUAGUUAGAAGUUGUAAACCACCUGUUGUGAGUGCUGAGAACCACUAAUGUCCUGCAAGAGCAAUAAUUGGUAACUCCAGCCAGCUCUCCAGUCCUUUCCUUUAUGAAACUGUCUUGCUGUGUAGCCCAGGCAGUACUCCUGCCCCCAACCUCCCAAAUGCUGGGUUAUGGUCAUGAACUAUCUGGCCAGGCUGUAAAGACUGCUUGAAUAGUAAAGGUACCAUCAGGCCAGGUGUGUUGGCUACAGGGGAGAAUCUGUCUCAAACUGGUACAUCUAUAACCCUACUUGAGACCUAGUGGGUGGUGUGCACCUCUAAGAAUUGCUGCUUAAACCUGGGGUUCAAGUUCGUCCUAGCCAAUGGCAGGACCCUACCUCAAAACCCUUCCUUUAGCCCUCUCUGCUAUAGGCUCCUGGUAGCACUUGAGCUGGUUAGGUUUUGGGGAGUUGGUGACUGUUUGUCUCUUGAGCUGGUGGAGGGCCCUAGGGAGUAAGGAAGGAUGUACUUGCUAAUUAGCUGUGAACUGAUUUCUGAUGUACAGAAGCUUUCCUCUGGAGGAGGGAGGGAGAAGGCUGAGGACGUGCAGAUGCAGUCAUUAGACACACACAGGGACAUGAUUUAAUCAGUGCCGCCGAAAGCCUCAUGCCUGUCCUGUACCCUGCUUCAAACAGUGUCUUCUAUUUUUGUUGUUACUGCUUGAGACCAGAUCAGAUCUUGUUGUCAGAGCUGGUAUUGACCUCUUAAUUCUCUUGGCUUCUUUUCCCCUUUACCUUGAGACUUGAUGGAAAAGUCGUAGACGUGUGCGCAUAUGGGAAAGAAGUAUGGUCGUAGCUGGAUACCUGCUGGCUAGGGAGUGAGGAAGCAAAAGGAGUGAUGGCCUCCUUCUUCCCCCUUUCGUCACCUUCCAGAAUUUAAACCAACCUCAUGAGCUUUUUCCAGGACCUCAGGAAACUCCCUCCUACCCCUCACCACUUAGCAUAUAGGUUAGACAGAGCGUGUGUUCAGUGUUGUGUGUGCCGCAGUCAGGUCAUGAAUACCAACCUUGAACUCAAUAGGGUACUACGUAGGUCUCCAAAGUAGGAGUUGUGCUUGGUCCUGACGGUGGCAGGGGUGGCAUUGUCAUCUUGGAAAACACAUUACCACGUUACAGCAGAUUGUAAUUUCUGAGAUAAAUACAGGAAAAAAAUGGUAUUGAGUAGCAGCCUUUUUAAAUCACUUCUAUCUUAUGUGAGCUGCCAUGUAGGUGCUGGAAAUUGAACCCCAGUUUUCUGAAAAGAGCAGCCAGCUCUCUUAACCACUGAACCCAUCUCUCCAGCCCUCAGGUUCCCCCUUGUCUUGCCUUUGUCUUCUCUGUCCUUUCCUCUGCAGUGACUUUGGUCCUGACAUGGACCUUUUCCUGCAGAUUUUAUUUUGUCUCAGCAAGGGAAGACUUGGUUAGAAGGGUGUGCUGCUCCACCAAAGCAGCGGCAGAAGAGAAAGCACCCUGUUUUGUUUUAAAAAGACAUAAUCUAAUGUAGCCUAGACUGGUCCCAAAUUCAUUGGGUAGGUGACAGACCUUGAACCCUUGUUCCUCCUGAUUCCACCUUCUAAGUGCUGGCAAGUACAAGCUUGUGCCGUUGUGUGUGUCUUGUUGGAGCUCUUAAAACUAUUAAGGGUGGUGGCGGGAGGCAGAGGCAGGCGGAGCUCUGAGAGUUUGAGGACAGCCUGGUCUACAGAGUGAGUUUCAAGGACAGUCAAGGCUACAUAGAGAAACCCUGUCUCGAAAAACCAAAAAAUUGGAGUGGGAGGGACUAUUAUUAACUGUCUCUCUCCUGAAGGUUCCCUCAGAGAGCUAGCUGCUGUCCAGUCCUUCCCUGGCUUUGCAUUGUUAUGGCACCACCUGGUGGCUGUUGACUGUAUGCCAGGACAAAACCUGACUGACGGUUUUUUUCCUCAGCCAGCACCUGACAGGGAUCUGAUUCCAUCCAUUCUUAAUACCCUUACUGUUUUCAGAUGGAGAACUUGAGGCAUGGGAGCAACCUUAAGACUCAGAGCCCAGGACUAGGAGUGGAAGACUGCUCCUUGUCCUUCUGCUGCGCCAUGCCAGGCAACUGGCAGGAAAGCACUGUAAGAAUGUGGGGCAGCAGGAAUCUAGGAAACCUCCCCAAGGUUGCAGACGCUGACGGAUUUGCCCCAGAGUCGGAGUAGCUGCCACCUGGAGAUUCCACAGCCAUGAGUGGGUUUAACUUUGGAGGCACCGGGGCCCCUGCUGGCGGCUUUACAUUUGGCACUGCGAAGACUGCAACCACUACACCCGCCACUGGCUUUUCCUUCUCUUCUGGCACUGGAGGGUUUACUUUUGGGACUCCCUCCCAGACAACUGCAGCCACCCCUUCCACUGGCCUCUUCUCACUCUCCACACAGACCCCAACCACACAGACACCAGGAUUCAACUUCGGGACAACACCUGCUUCUGGAGGAACUGGCUUCUCCCUGGGGAUCAGCACCCCAAAGCUCAACCUGAGUAACACAGCUGCCACAUCAGCCACAGCCAACACUGGCAGCUUUGGACUUGGUAGUAGCACCCUUACCAAUGCCAUCUCAAAUGCUGGCACCUCCAGCCAGGGGACAGCCCCCACUGGCUUUGUAUUUGGGUCCUCUAACACUUCUGCUCCAUCUACUGGCUCCACAGGGUUCUCAUUCACCAGUGGCAGUGCAUCCCAGCCUGGAGCCUCUGGCUUUGGCAUUGGCUCUGUGGGUAGUUCAACCCAGCCCACAGCACUGUCUGGCUCUCCCUUCACUCCAGCCACGCUGGUGACCACUACAGCAGGAACAGCACAGCCAGCUGCUGUUGCACCUACUGCUGCCACCACCAGUGCAGGGUCCACACUCUUUGCUUCCAUAGCGCCUGCUCCUGCCUCAUCCAGUGCUACAGGGCUCUCCCUCUCAGCUCCAGUGACAACUUCAGCCACUCCUAGUGCUGGGACUCUGGGCUUCAGCCUCAAGGCCCCUGGGGCAGCUCCUGGCCCCUCCACCACCAUCUCCAGCACCACCGCCUCUACCACGACCACCUCCACCACAACCUCUGGCUUUGCCCUGAGCCUGAAGCCACUAGUGUCAGCUGGUCCCAGCAGUGUGGCCACUACUGGGACUGUUCUGCCUGGCUCCAGCAGUGCAGCUGGGACUACCACAGGUCCCGCGAUGACCUAUGCACAGCUGGAAAGCCUGAUCAACAAGUGGAGCCUGGAGCUGGAGGAUCAGGAGCGGCACUUCCUGCAACAGGCCACACAGGUCAAUGCCUGGGAUCGCACACUGAUUGAGAACGGGGAGAAGAUCACCAGUCUACAUCGGGAGGUGGAAAAGGUGAAGCUGGAUCAGAAGCGGCUGGAUCAGGAGCUAGACUUCAUCCUGUCACAGCAGAAGGAACUGGAGGACCUGCUGAGCCCAUUGGAGGAGUCAGUGAAGGAGCAGAGUGGCACCAUCUACCUUCAGCAUGCGGAUGAGGAGCGUGAGAAGACCUUCAAGCUGGCUGAGAACAUCGAUGCACAGCUCAAGCGCAUGGCGCAGGACCUCAAGGAUAUCAUCGAGCACCUGAAUAUGGCUGGUGGCCCUGCAGACACCAGCGACCCACUGCAGCAGAUUUGCAAGAUCCUCAAUGCACACAUGGACUCCCUGCAGUGGGUGGACCAAAGCUCUGCCCUGCUGCAGAGGAGAGUGGAAGAGGCCAGCCGCGUUUGUGAGGGCCGCCGUAAGGAGCAGGAGCGCAGUCUGCGCAUUGCCUUCGACUAGCCCAGCAUGAAUGGGAGGGGCUCCUUGGGUGGUUGUGCUGUUGAGGAAUGUUCUUUGGCUUGACUUCCACUCAGCAGAAGUUGUACAGGCAUGACACUCUAUUGUGCUCUGGGGCCCAGCAUGAAUGUCACUGAGCUCUAGGCCAGCAUUUAAAGAACAAAGACAAGGGUUCCAUUCAGUGCUGCCUCACGGCAGCUUCAGUUCCAAUCCAUCCAACUUAGCCCUCAGUCACUCCAGUAUGGCUGUGACUGGGAUAGAGCGCUCCGCUCCGAAGGAGAUACUGGCCAAGAAACUUACCUGGGAUGGAGACUUGGUGGGUUUGAAAGCCCAAGGUUUCUGCUCUUCUCCAGCUCCCAUCUCGCCCAGGUCCUCCAGAGCGUCUGCCACACAAAGCAGGUCACCGAGGCAUGGUGAGCUAACAACUGCUUUGCCUUGACUACCUCCUUCACUCCUAGAUGAUGAGCUCCUGUGGCAGGAACUGAUUACCCUUGAGGCUAGAGUGACGGCAAAUUUGCUUCUGGAUAUCCCAGUGUCAAAACUAUCUUAGUCAGAUGCACAGUGGUGAAGGCCAGCAGUCAUGUCCUGGUCUGUUUUAUUUCCUUGUACCUUGCUGUAGCCUCUGUGAUCUCUGAUCAAAUGUUGCUUUUCUAAAUAAAGAAAAAUUUGUGAAAUCAGA
Arvicola amphibius (Eurasian water vole) is the source of this 4443-nucleotide messenger RNA. It is a transcript of the gene Nup62, whose product is annotated as nucleoporin 62. The record is from RefSeq and is a predicted model, not a curated record. Gene Ontology annotation, molecular function: structural constituent of nuclear pore; phospholipid binding. The coding region runs from base 2211 to 3767 and encodes 518 amino acids. The transcript is spliced from 2 exons. Gene Ontology annotation, cellular component: nuclear pore; nuclear pore central transport channel. Lineage: Eukaryota; Metazoa; Chordata; Mammalia; Rodentia; Cricetidae. Gene Ontology annotation, biological process: RNA export from nucleus; protein import into nucleus.